UUAUGAUGGAGAGUCUGACUCUUAGGAGAGAUAUCCAGACACAGCCCGCCGCCCUGACAGUAACCGGCUGCGCGUUAAAACUUAGCCUGCGAGGCCCUUUGCAACUAUCCCUUCUUUCUUCACCGCAUUCGUUAGUGAAGUUUCCUCCUCAAUCUCUUGCUGGUCAAAAGUUUGAGGCACUUCAUCGACGGUAAAGCGAUCCCUAACUCAGUAAAAUUGUCAUGCGCCUUUCAGCGACUUUGUUCAUUUUCGGACUUGCUUCCAUCACAUGCACAGGUGCGGCACCUCAACCCAUGAACACCCGAGCUCAUGCUAACGCUCUGGACACUGCAGACGCCGAAAGGCGUAUUCGUUCCCUUACGGUACCCUCGAUGCACGCCAGAAACGAGAUUCUUGAAGUUUACUACCGACAGGACACGAAGAGUAGGCAACCAAUGCCGGGAGAUGAUGUUAGGUCCAAGACAGCAUUGAAGGAUUUCUUCGGUCACGAGGGCGUCAGACAACACCUAGGCAUAUCCGAAGGCAUUGAAAUCGAAGUGAAGGGGGACUUUUAUGGAUUUCUCAAAUACAAUGAAAGGGGUAUCACACUGCCAGAACGUGUGCAGAAGGUUGCUUUCAAAUUCAAGGCAGAUCCUCUCUGUCGUACCAUCUGUGCCGGAUUACUUGAAAUCAAUAGUAUGAUGGGCGUUGUUCGUAAUGAGGAAAAAGAAAUCUUUAAAAAUUUCUACAGAGGCUGACUGAAUUCGAAACCUUCCACUAUUGCGGUUUGGAGGAUUGAAGUUUGGUGCAUAGUUGUAGUAACGGAGGGUGACUGUGGCACUGAUAUGUAGAACACUUUCCUGUGAAUCCAAUGCUUGUGCAUGGCGCCUCGUGUGAACGAAUUGUCACUCAAAUG
Lentinula edodes (shiitake mushroom) is the source of this 895-nucleotide messenger RNA. RefSeq lists its product as uncharacterized. NCBI's taxonomy places the organism in Eukaryota, Fungi, Basidiomycota, Agaricomycetes, Agaricales, Omphalotaceae. The coding region runs from base 222 to 737 and encodes 171 amino acids. The transcript has 3 exons. The record is from RefSeq and is a predicted model, not a curated record.